AUGGGACACUUGACGACAUUAGGAGCUUCGCAGAAGCUUCACAAGCGCAGACAAAACUUCGAGACACAACUGGAGCUGCUACCCGAUAUCCAUCAUCGUGGCCGACUCGCUUUCGACACUGCCAUCGACGUAAACGUUCCGGAGUCGAUCAAAGCAGGAGUUCCAGUUGUUUCCGUUCUGCAGCGCGUGCUCGAUGCUAUCGGAGCGCUUUACGACGAAAACACACGUCGCAAUGCAGAGUCAGUCCCAGAACGCGAAAGCACUACCGAGCACGAGUCUCUAGUGAAAGAUGCGACACCCUCCCAGCGACCUGAUAACCAAAAUGAGCAGCCACGCGAGCAGUCACAUGAGAUGGAAGAAUCCAUAAAAUCGAGAGAGCUAUUAGACUAUGACGAGCCAGAUAGCGCGGAAGAACAGUUCUACGAAUCCGAGUCGGACUACGGAAAGCCCUCCAAGGGAAAAGGCAAGCUCAAGAGAGGCAGAAAGAAGACGAAAGACAUCGAAGCCGCCAGAAUUGCUAUCGCAGUGGAAGCCAGGCAAAAGAGAAUGCGCCUGACCCACGGCACGCCCAAUAGCGACGCGAAGAAUCCUAAGCGCCAUCUCUUCGGUCUCAAUUCUGAAUUGGGAGACACGAGCGCUACGCUUUCACCGACACCCUCGUCACCCACCGCCAAGGGCAGGAAAUCGCAAAACACUGUAGCAGCAUCUUCACAUCCUCGUGCGAGUAGCAGGUUAUCCAGGCAAGCUGAAAAUACACCCAGCAAACCAUCUGCCGACCUACCCUCGCCGACGCCCGACAACGUAAAUCCCACCAACCUGCCAAGUCUCAUCGUCAAGCUCAAGACCCGCAGACCGUCUGCGCCCAACCCAGUACACAUCCCAAUACCCAAUUUCCAUCCCAAGCGCGGACGUCCACGGAACCCGGAGGGGAAAUCGAUCGGGAAAUCGAAGGGUAAAUACAAGAGUGCAGAAUUUGUAGACUCAGAUGACGAGGGCGAGGAGAUGGAGAACGAUGCCCCCACCGACAUCAUCGCGCCAGAGACGAUGCGAAAAACGCGGAAGGCUGCAGCCAAGCCCGCGGCCAAGGCUACGAGCAAACUAAAGACACUUGUAUUUGGCAGAAAGGAAGAAGAGGCCGUGGGACUAGACAAGGACGCCGAUGUUGAGAUGGCCGACCCAGAACCCAUCUCAAGGAACGGUACGACGCGCGAAACCCGACAAACGCGAAGCGGAAUGACCACACGUGGAAAGCAACCUACUAACCUCUCAAAGGCCAAGCAAGAUGCAAGGAAACCCAAACCACCAACGCCGUCAGUCAGGAAGAUGCGGGAAAAGUCUCCAGUAGCUCCACAGCCAAAGCGGAAUACUACAACACGGCCGCGAAGAGGUGCCAUGUCCUCACCCUUUGAGUUGUUCGAGCCACCUCCCGCAGAAACCGCUAUGCCCGCAGAAGAGAAUGUCUUCUCGGACACGUGGUCAGAAACCGCCGUAUUACCAAACAGCCCUUCGCCUCCGCUUAUCGCUGAUUCACCUGAUUCACGCCCAGUAUCUCCGUCAUCUCCUUCGAACACCGACACGCCAUCUAUUACCUCUCCAACAACUCCAACCCCCCUCGCACCCCAAACUUUCGCACCCUUUCCCCCACUGACCCCCCGCGAUCUCACCCCUUUCACCCGCGGCGCGCGUAUCGCGCUCGAAAACAUUCUGUCAGACCACCAGUCCGAGCCGCUGACCAGUCUCAUCGACCUCAUCGAAGAGCUAGACGACACACGGCCGAUCGUAAACGACUGGGAGCAUGUCACGGUGAUGAAGGGCGGGUGUUGGGUGUACCAGGUUAUGAGGGAUGUGUGGGAGGAGGUUGUGGAUGGGAGUGAUGAGGAGGAGAUGGAGGUGGAUGUUAAUAUUGAGGAGGUUGUGGGGCGGGUUGGGAGGUGGGUUGAUAGGGAGGUGGGGAGGUUAGGUGGGAUUGAGGAGGGGAAGUAG
Molecule: messenger RNA, 1983 nt
Organism: Alternaria arbusti
Lineage: Eukaryota; Fungi; Ascomycota; Dothideomycetes; Pleosporales; Pleosporaceae
Exons: 2
Coding region: 1-1983 (660 amino acids)
Source: RefSeq, a predicted model, not a curated record